AUGAACGCUACCAGAUCGCUUCUCGCUCUCACAUCGUCCUUCGCCCGAAUGGCUGUCAGGCCGCAAGUCCCUCUCACUUCUUCCUCACGAUCGGUCAUUACCCCUGUAGGAAGAGAGAUGAGAGGUUUCGCUUCAUCUUCGAGAUGUGAAGCUACCAUUCAACAGGUCCUUCGAGGAGCUCGUAAAUCAUCCAAACGGAAAUCAUCUGUCCCUCUGCUAGACAACUGUUUCCAGAAAAAAGCAGUCUGCGCCAAAGUGUAUACCACCAAACCUCGUAAACCCAAUUCAGCCGUUCGUAAAGUCGCCAGAGUCAAGUUGAGUAAUGGGUCAAUGACCACCGCCUAUAUACCUGGGGAGGGUCAUAAUCUACAGGAACAUAGUGUGGUGUUGGUAAGAGGUGGUGGAGCGAAGGAUUUACCUGGUGUUAGGUACAAAAUCAUCAGAGGUGCUUUAGAUUUGAAUGGUGUAGCAGGUAGAAUAUCGGCGAGAUCGAAAUUUGGUGUCAAGAAACCUAAGAAAUCAUAG
This is a messenger RNA of Kwoniella botswanensis, 525 nucleotides long. RefSeq names its product ribosomal protein S12. Lineage: Eukaryota; Fungi; Basidiomycota; Tremellomycetes; Tremellales; Cryptococcaceae. Gene Ontology annotation, cellular component: small ribosomal subunit; ribosome. Gene Ontology annotation, molecular function: structural constituent of ribosome. The record is from RefSeq and is a predicted model, not a curated record. Gene Ontology annotation, biological process: translation. The transcript has 4 exons. Bases 1 to 525 code for a protein of 174 amino acids.